Molecule: messenger RNA, 2205 nt
Organism: Cladophialophora bantiana CBS 173.52
Lineage: Eukaryota; Fungi; Ascomycota; Eurotiomycetes; Chaetothyriales; Herpotrichiellaceae
Exons: 2
Coding region: 1-2205 (734 amino acids)
Biological process (GO): cell wall organization
Cellular component (GO): cell surface; fungal-type cell wall; extracellular region
Molecular function (GO): 1,3-beta-glucanosyltransferase activity; glucan endo-1,3-beta-D-glucosidase activity
Source: RefSeq, a predicted model, not a curated record
AUGUCGAGCGGCGGAAGGAACUUCUCCUUCGAGCCCCAAGAUGACAACACUCUGAACCCGCACGGACGGCUCCCUCAGACCCAGGCACAGGAACAGCCGCGUCUGUCUUACCAACCCUACCAGCAACAGCCAUAUCAUGAGACUCCACCCAGAGAAUUUGUCUCUCCUCCUCCUAGAUACGCCUCUACCUCUCCUGGCCGUAACCAACAACGCUCUCCUCCCACAUCCCCCCAACGACGUCCCGUCCCGCCCGACACCCAUCUCCUCAGCGACAUCUCGCCUCCCAGGGCGCUUUCAAGACGGCCAGCGCCAACUGACUUUGACGACCUAGGCCCUCCUCCUCCCCCACCACACAGAUCGAGUCCAAACCGACUCUCUAGAGACGAUUCUCCCCAACCCUACUGGCCCAACUUGGGCGUGACCGCAGGCAUGGACAAUUUGGGCAGUAGGGAAGCAGGAGGGGGACUCAACUCGGACGCAUCAGGUGUCGCCGAUCGACAUCCUUACGAAAGUGGGAUUGAGGCUGCUCACUCGUUUCCUCAAUCCUAUUCUCCAUACCAACAACCACGGCCCUCCCGGCUGCCCGAGCGAAACUCAUACGGCUCGACGUUCGCUCUUGCUCAUGGCGCUGCCACCCCUGGCACCAUUACUCCUUCUCCCUCUCCGGGGCCCAGAUCAUCUAGCUACUCCGGCAGAAAUAUCCCCUUGGAAGACUAUCAUCCCAACUCCAACCAACCACUGUCCUCCCCGAGCUACCACGAUCUUCCCUACCAGUCAAGUCAUCCCGACAGCUUCAUGCAUCAAGCCAGUAUCAACCCCAACAAUAUCCUUGACGAUGGUGACGACGGUGUGCCACCGGCUGGCCAGCAAAGAGGCAUUGGAAAGACUACCGCUGCCACUGCAGCAGCUGCAGGUACUGCUGGCUUCCUAGGAGGGCUCUUCGGCCGCAAAUCAAAGAACCACACUCCUAGCGGGACAUACGAUGCAGUGAGUACAGCGCCAAAACCAGAGAAGAGUGAAUGGUUAGCAGAGCAGACUAGAGGGAAAAGAAAAAUGAAGUUGUGGGUGGGCGUCGGCAUUGGCCUUGUUAUUGUCGUCGCCAUUGUUGCCGGUAUCCUCGGUGGUGUCCUAAGUUCAAAAAACUCAGACAAUUCCGGCUCGGGCUCGUCCAGCGGCGACACUAACAAUGCGGCCUCAGACACGGAGGCGAACGGAGAUCUUGACAAGAAUUCGGCAGAGAUUAAGGCUCUCAUGAACAACCCAGACCUCCACAAAGUCUUCCCCGGCAUGGACUAUACUCCCUGGGGUACACAAUAUCCGCUAUGCUUCACUUACCCUCCGUCGCAGAACAACGUCACGCGCGACAUGGCCGUCUUGUCACAGCUCACCAAUGUCGUUCGACUCUAUGGCACUGACUGCAAUCAGACCGAGAUGGUGCUCCACGCCAUUGACCGCCUUGAACUCACCGACAUGAAGCUCUGGAUGGGCGUCUGGAUUGACACCAACCAAACAACCACGGAUCGUCAAUUGGAUCAGAUGUACAAGAUCCUGGCGGAAACAAAGGACCAUUCAGUAUUCAAGGGUGUCAUUGUUGGCAAUGAAGCCCUCUACCGUGCUGGUGAGGACAAAGCACAGUCAGAGCAGGAACUGAUCACCAUUCUGGACGGUGUUAGGACCAAGUUCAAGUCUCUCGGCUAUGAUCUCCCCAUCGCAACGUCCGAUCUCGGGGACAACUGGAAUGCCCAACUUGUCCAAGCCGUGGAUUACGUGAUGUCAAAUAUCCACCCCUUUUUCGCCGGUGUUACGGCAGAGGUCGCCGCUAGUUGGACGUGGACCUUUUGGCAAACCCACGACGUGGCCUUGACUGAAGGAAUGUCAAACGUCAUGCAAUUGAUCAGUGAGACCGGUUGGCCCAGCGGAGGUGGAGAGGACUGUGGCGGCACUGACGGGUCUUGCGCCGCCGGGCAGAGUGGAUCCGUUGCCGGUGUUGAUGGCAUGAACACCUUUAUGGACAAUUGGGUAUGUCAAGCAUUGACAAAUGGUACAGAGUAUUUUUGGUUUGAGGCAUUCGACGAACCCUGGAAAGUCAUUUAUAAUACCGCCACCCAACAGUGGGAAGAUAAAUGGGGUCUCAUGGACCCAGGCAGGAAUUUGAAGCCUGGCCUGAAGAUCCCUGAUUGUGACGGGAAGACUGUUGGAUCAUGA